UAAGGACACACAUUAUGAGUUGAAGGCACGUUUUCCUCUUCGCGACACGGACGUACGGACGGUAUGGAGGGGAAACUUUUAUACGUAGCGUCUUUGGCGCUUAUAGCUUUCAGCUACAGUGUUGAGGGACAACGUUACCUCAACUACAACGCUCGAGGUUACUUCGGCAACCGCAACCUGUAUGAGCACGGCCGCUCAAUCUCGGACGAUCAGGUGCGAUGCGGGCCGAGCACUUGUGGAGUUGGAGCGCACUGCACACACGGGAGUGUCAGACCCGUGUGCGCUUGCUUGCCUGGAUACUCCGGCGACCCGCUGUCGCAAUGCAUCAAAAUCGAGUGUGUUGAAAACAGCGAAUGUCGCGCUCACCAAUCAUGUGUCAACCAACAUUGCAUUAAUCCUUGUGAAGGAGCCUGUGGACACAACGCAAAUUGCGAUGUCCGUCAACACGUUCCAGUUUGCUCUUGCCCCGCUGGUUAUACAGGAAAUCCCUUCUCAUCAUGCAGAAUUGCCGAUCCCGAGGAAGCGUGCCACCCGUCUCCAUGCGGACCCAACACUAAGUGCCAUGUUGCCAAUAACCAGGCCAUCUGCACCUGUCUUCCUGGAUACAGAGGUAGCCCUCUGUCCGGCUGUAGACACGAGUGCGACUCUGAUAGCGACUGCAGCACGCAACAGUCGUGUCGCGACUUCAAGUGCGUGAGUCCAUGCAGCGACUGUGGUGUCAAUGCUGACUGCGAGACUGUCUCCGCUCAUCGCGCCAUCUGCAAGUGCCCCAGAGGCUACCACGGCGACCCGCACCGGAUCUGCUCAGCUGAGUGCACAUCCGACAGCGAAUGCCCCAGCUACAAGCCAGCGUGUGUUUACAACGCCUGCAUUAACCCUUGCACGAACGCUUGCGGUGUGAACGCGGACUGCAACCUGCGCGGUUUGACGCCCGUAUGCUCCUGCCCUAAGACCCACACGGGCGAUCCGUUCGCCUUCUGCAGGCCUUUCGAAGCGCGUGACCUUUGCGAGCCAAACCCAUGCGGUGCCAACGCGAAGUGCACACCCGGCCACGACCGCACCGGUGCUGAACGCCCCGUAUGCACCUGUCCUACUGGAUACCGCGGAAACGCACUUGUCUCUUGCGAAAAGGGUGAAUGUGAGCUGGACUCCCAGUGUCCGGAUAACUUAGCGUGUGUCGGCUACGAAUGCGUCGACCCAUGUCUCGGCAACACGCAGUGCGGUACCGGUGCGGUGUGCAUGGCGCGACGACACAUCGCCGUCUGCACUUGUCCAGGAGAUCACCACGGAGACGCCCUCGUGAGCUGUUACCAGUCCCACUCAGAAGCAGCCUCCACUCGCUACUACAGAUACAAACGUAACGGCAACUUCACCGAAUCCGAAAAACCCUCAAAAGAUACCGACGCUGCUAAAGAGCCAACUAAACUUACCACCGAUCUCAACAAGCCAGCGAAAGCCACUGCCCCGGUUGUGGAAACCCCCAAGGAACCGACCUUUACCCUCAGAAAUUCAAAAGAAUAAGUUAAAAUAACUAAGUUUAAAGAACAAUGAAAUAAUUUACGAAUUGAUGCUUCGUUUCAGAACGACUUUCAUGAACGUAAUAUUUUUACGUGCUUAAAAAACAUUCUUUAACAUUGGAUCGAUACAAUGGAUGGGUAUUAAAUAAACGUUUUUUACAAUGCAA
Pararge aegeria (speckled wood butterfly) is the source of this 1684-nucleotide messenger RNA. It is a transcript of the gene aspr, whose product is annotated as neurogenic locus notch homolog protein 1. The transcript has 11 exons. NCBI's taxonomy places the organism in Eukaryota, Metazoa, Arthropoda, Insecta, Lepidoptera, Nymphalidae. Bases 64 to 1521 code for a protein of 485 amino acids. The record is from RefSeq and is a predicted model, not a curated record.